UGGAUGCUGGAAGGUAGAGAUAGGUCCACGAAGAGAGCGACGGCCGAGGUCGGAAAUUAGCGGAUGCCAGUUUGGAUGAACCCGUCAAUCGUCCAGAAGCGCGUUAGAAUUGUGAAAAAGUGGUCUUCUUGGAUGGUUGCAUCGAGGAAUGUGCACAUUCUCAGCCUUCCAGGAAGGUUGACAUUGUUGAGAAGUCAUAUCCGGUCCAGGCGGAUGACAGAAUAACAAAUGACCCUGACAAGAAUGACUCUAAAAAACCAAGCCAAGGACUCAAUUGUGUCACAUUGUGACCGUCUGAUUCAAUUCCCGCUGCGCGCUUCAGCCUGAGCCCUUGCCUACGCCGGCGCAGCCUCGCUGGUGUAGCCAUCUUCCCUUUUCCCCUUCAGCAGCCACAUGCGUGCUCCCAGUCCCGGGCUGUUUCAUCGCCUGAACAUUGCCCUCAGACUGUCCCCUGCAGCCGCAUCAUUCCCACCCUCGUCAAAAGCGGCACCCCUUCAAGUCGUGCUCCAGCUUUUUGCAUGGUCUAUCACGACCAUCGGCCGCCUCGUUCUGCACUUCCACAUACUCCUCAUUUCCCUCUAUGUGUUGUUCCAUGUCUGGAAUCGCGUGCUGGACCACGUCACCUUGCAACUCGGCGGACAUUGGGAGCCUGCAUUUCCGCAGAACCGCACGUACUUCGUCGUGGCGCUCAUCACGGUUCCGAUAUGGUCCGCGGUAAUGGCAGGCGCAUUGGCAGUGCUAGCUGGGGUCCGAUACUUGUGGCGACGACUCGGGAGAGGCAGGACAAGAUUGUAUGAACCGCUGGGAGAUUUCGAAUCCGAGGGAGGGUCCCCUCGUCGACUUCGUCCGCCGCCAGUACGAAGGUCCAUUCCUUGGCUGUUUUUCCUCUGGUGCGGACUCGUUGGACUCGCUGCGUUUGGCGUCUACAUGCGCCGGACCUACGAGCUGCCGAUCGACCAUCGCUUCAAAGCCGAUGUCGAGCUUGCCAAUCGGGAACUGCGAAGAGAAGGGUACGGGACGGGAGAGAAGAUAUUCCUGGCUGCCAUGUUCUACAAUAACGCUGGGGUACUGCCCUACUGGAUCACGGAAGUCACCAAGUUGAUCAAUUACUUGGGCCCCGACAACGUCUUUGUGUCUAUUGUGGAGUCGAACAGCGGUGACGAAACGGCCACGCUUCUCGAGGCCUUUGACGGGACCCUCGCCUCAAUGGGUGUCUCGCGCUCGGUCCUCACACGCGACACGUCGAUCCCGCGUCCCCAGUCGAUGGAAACGAAACCGCCUCGUAUCGAGUUUCUUGCGGCAGUGAGGAACCUGGUUAUGAAGCCGCUUGAAACACAUACCGAAUAUACGCGCGUAGUGUUCAGCAACGACGUUUUUAUCGAGGCGGAGAGCAUCGUGGAGCUCAUCCAGACGAAAGAAGGGGAUUAUGAUAUGGCCUGUGGACUCGAUCUGGCGUAUUGGGGAUUGUACGACCAAUGGGUCAUCCGCGAUAGGCUUGGAGGCCUGGCAUCAACGGUCUGGCCAUAUUUUCAGGAAAGACUGGGCUAUGAAGCUGUGAUGGCAGAUGAACCCGCGCCGGUAUUCAGCUGCUGGAACGGUAUCGUGUCCUUCAAAUCCGACCCGUUCCUCCACCCUUCGAAACGGCACGGCCAGCUCUCGACAUCCCCGUUAUCCUGGCCGCUAUUAGCAACUCAUCCUUCUGCUGCGACGACCCCGGCCAACAUGACGCCGGCAGAAACGCCCGCUCUGGUCUUCCGUGCAUCCACCGAGACAGAGUGCUUCAGUUCGGAGAGCUUUCUCCUCCCCUACGACUUCCGGCGGCGCUUCGGGCUGGAGAAGAUCUUUGCGAAUCCGCGUGUGAUCAACUCGUACACAUGGGAGUACUACGUUUGGUUCAAGUACGUCUGUAGGCACUGGAUGGUCAAGUGGUGGAUCGAAAACGUCGAGGCGGGGGGCCAGAUGUUCCGUGCCAAGAUGAUUCUAGGAAAUCCCAGCAACUUGUAUACUUCGGACGGCUUUGAAUGUCAUCCGUGGCGGUAAUAUACGACUCGUUUUGUAAUUGCAUGUACAUGAUUUAGGAGAUCUAUGUGUUAUAAUGAUAGAUUUUUCGCUCUCGUCUUGAAGACGGAUCGUCCCUAUUCCACUAAUACAUCCUGUAGACUUGCACGAGCGAAUGAAUGAGUUUCACGUGCAACAUCUCCAAAAUCACGUGCAACAUCUCCGCUUUCCUCUCACUGCAAAUAGCAAGCGCAAGGCAUGACAGGGAGAAAAGGUGUAUUAAAAACAACAAACAGGAGAAAGAACUAGAUGUAAAGAAAACAAAGCACGUGG
This is a messenger RNA of Mycena citricolor, 2331 nucleotides long. NCBI's taxonomy places the organism in Eukaryota, Fungi, Basidiomycota, Agaricomycetes, Agaricales, Mycenaceae. The record is from the annotation of a GenBank genome assembly.